UUCUCGGCUCAUCCUCGGUCGCGCUCUCCCAGCAACACGGUCCGCCGAGAUGCCGCAUUUUCUUUGAUUCCUUGCAGGAAUCUUCCGUCGAAUUCGACGCUUUGAUUCGCCGGAAUCUCUCUCUCUUGGAGUCGUGAUGCGCCCUCGUUCGAUGAGCUCGACUCGUUCAUGCUAUGAUAUCUUGUUAAUCCGAAGGAGGAGGAUGCGUCUUUGUAGCUCCCUACUGAAGAACUGUUGUUCCCUUUUGUUUCUUUUACUUUGAUUUGGUUGCGAGGCUUCAGAGAUUCCCGGCUCUGCUUCGUUUAGUUCCCAUUCGUCGCAUCGAAGUUCCUACUUGUGAUUGCUUUCGUCUCUCUUUCGUGCACCCUGUCAUCGUUCCGAUGGGCCCUUUUCUUUUUCUUUCCUCAAUAUGUUGUCUCUUCCCCUCUUCAUCGAUGAACUCGGCUCUUUCAUGCUCUGACAUCUCGUUAUUCUGAAGGAAAAAUUGGGUCUUUGUAGCUCCUUUUACUGUUGGUCGUUGUUUUGGUCGUAAAGCUUCAGCAUUCCCGAUACUGUUUCGUUAUAUUCCAUUCAUUACAGCGAAAUUUGUUCUCGCUGAUUUCCUUGAUCUUUGCUGCGGACCAAUUUCCCUUUUAUUGCUGUUCUAUCUGUUGACUCACAGCUUCCCAAGUUCGCAAUGUUGUACGUUUUAUUGGUUUUAUGACCUGGAAAAACCUUCCUUUGCUCCAAUCUUGUAGUUAGAUUGCCAUUGCGAAAUCAAAGCACUAACUUUCUUUUUAAACAUCCUUUUUCUACAAAUUUGGCUGAUGUAGGAAGUGUUCUCAAAUCUAUUUUUUGCUUGGUUGCAUUAGCCCUUUCGAGCUUGUAACUUCCUUUCCAAGUUUUCACUAAUCUGGCCAACUUUCUUGACAUUCUCUUCAACCAUGGAUCCUAAUCUGAACCCAGUGAAAGAGGAACAUCAGGAGUUCUCUGAUGUAUCCGCCUCUUCUACCGAUGUCGCCAUGGAUCCUCCUAAGCCAUUGGAUGGACUGCACGAUGUUGGUCCACCGCCUUUCCUUAUGAAGACUUACGAGAUAGUUGAUGAACCCAGCACCGAUCAAGUUGUGUCAUGGAGCCCGAGGAACAACAGCUUUGUGGUCUGGAACCCUCACGCAUUCGCGAUGACUCUGCUCCCAAGAUACUUCAAGCACAACAACUUCUCCAGCUUUGUCCGACAACUGAAUACCUAUGGUUUCAGGAAGGUGGAUCCAGAUAGAUGGGAAUUUGCUAAUGAGGGGUUUCUCAGAGGCCAGAGGCACCUCCUCAAGACCAUAAAGAGGAGAAAGCAAGUCUCUUAUCCUCCUUUGCAGCAGCAGCCUCUCUCUUCCUUUCUUGAGGUCGGAGAAUUUGGGUUGGAAGGGGAAAUCAACAGGUUAAAACGUGACAAGCAAUUGUUAUUGACAGAACUCGUGAAGCUGAGACAGGAGCAGCAGAACACAAGAAACCAUCUCAAAGAUAUGGAAGAGAAGGUACUUGCAACAGAACAGAAACAGCAGCAAAUGAUGACAUUCUUAGCCCGGUUUAUGCGGAACCCCAGCUUCCUACAGCAGUUAGUUGAGCAAAAAGAGAGGAUUAAAGAGCUUGAAGAGGCCAUUUCUAAGAAACGAAGACGACUGAUAGAUAGAGCUCCUGAGAAUGAUGAUGUGGGCACAAGUGGAAACCCAAAACUGAAUAUUUCUACUAAAAUUGAAGCCGAGGUUAUACAUGACUCCCAUGUGGAGGAGGUCUCAAGUUUGGGUAGUCUGGCUCUAGAGAUACAGGAACUGGUCGACAAGAACAAUCAAGAACAGUUUGAGCUGCAAGAUGUCAAAUCAGAUGCGGAGCUGAACGAUGAAUUUUGGGAGGACUUGCUAAAUGAAGGGAUCGAUGGUGAGAAAGGUAGAUUUGAAACCGAGUCUGGAGGUAACGAGGUUGUGAAUAUGUUGGCUGACAAAUUAGGCUUUCUUAGUUCCACCAAUCCCAGAUAGGGUGGCAAUUCAAUAGUUCGUAUCUUGGUUGGAGUCUUUCUACCUUCCCUGCAUUGGUUCAAUUAAUCUAAAGACACCCUUCAGCACAUCAUUUUCUCAUUUCCUACAUGGUGAUAUGGUUCAUGUUGUACAUCAGAAUAUGGAAAUUUAGGCCCAAAUUUCUUACAUGGAAUAGAUUUUGUUGAACCAUUCAUCGUGAUGCCGCAUCACAUCAUCUUUGGGGUCUUCACAUGUACCAUUAUAUCAUGAAAUUCAAUUAUUUUGUUGCCGUAAUCUAGUCAGACCCCUUUCAUUGCAGUGCUAUUGAUUAAACAUGGGAGUAUCCUCCUCCCAUGUUUUAUCUGCUCCUAGUUGGCAAAAACUAAAUUCUGAUGGAAAUUGUGAUAUGUAUUUAUAGUUGUACUAGGGAGUCAAGGGAAAGAUCUUUCUGGUGGAGAUUAACUGGAUCAUUUUUGUUGACAUUUCUGGAUAUCAUUAUCUGCAAUAAGGUUGUUGAUUUUGUUAAAUAUUUAAACCUGUGGUGAUUACAAGUUUAGUAGUUUGAUAAAAUUCAAUAAUUCAAAUUACCACAUGUGGACGGACACAUAAAAAAUAAGGGUGUUUCUGAUGGUGCAUAUUAUUUAGAUUUUUGGAUUGACAAGCAUGCCAACUCAUGUGUCUCAUGAACUCAGAAACAUGACACUGCUAAGCUUCAAUAUAUACCAGUCUUACAUAGCAUCGAUUUGGUACAACUUUCAAACAGGCAAACAGAACAAUUUGCAUAUUGUUGUCCAGGCAGAUGAGCAGGAAUUCCUAAGCUGAGAGACUACCAUGACGAGGGAGGGGGAGUGUUCGCAUGCUUCCAACUGAAUGAUGCAACAGAAGCAUAGGUUGUGUGACCUACCACUUCAUCUCUGGGGACUGCAUCAGAUAUUUCUUUCAGGUCUUCGCUUGUGAGCUUCACUUUCAGAAGUGACAACAUUGUCAUCCAAGUUCUUGAACUUGGUUGUACCUGAUAUUAUUCACAACAUCAGGUGCCAGACAAAUAUGUGUAAUAUACCAGUGCAUAAUGGCAUCAUGAAUUUAUCUGUGCAGCAACCAGAGGAUCAUAACCCAGCAAAAAAUGCUUGAUAUGUCAGAACUGAGAUUCCUGAACAAAAUAUAAUCUUCUUCUUCAAGCAGAGGGAGGACAUGACCUUUGAUUUUAGUAUAAAACAGGGAUAGGAGCCACAUCAUCUCCUUGGCGAAGGAGCUAAGCCAGAGCCAGUCGUGCAGGUGUACAGUGAUGCUUCACAACCAACUUCUCUAAUCCUCUAAGAGUCUCUUGUUCUUUUCCAAGUUUUCUCCAGUGAACCUUGGAUGCCAAUUCUGAGAGAAAUUCAUGGAUGGUUAUCAGUUGACAGGCUGUUCUUAUAGCACUGAAACAUCAUUCAAGUAUGACAAUACAUCUUUAGUACAAAAACCUAACUUCAUCAAAAUCUAGAAUCAAAGUUCGAAAAAGAUUAAUUUAUGUCAAAUUCUCUACCGGAUAUGAAUCCUGAGGUAAGCUUUCAGCAUCUCCUUUGCCAGCCAAGAAUCCGUGACCGAUAGGACCGUAUGGAACAAUUCCAAUGCCAAGUUCCCUGUGUUUCAACAAUCAUCACAAACACUAUAUCAGAUAACCUUGAAGAAGGUAUGCAAACAAACAAUCAGGCAAACUGAAUGACUUCCUCUGUUGAUACAUCUUCGUACUAAAGAUGGAGGAGGCAUGAUACUGAAUUUUCAUGUGUUAUUUGCCCCUUUUUUGUACAUCAGUGAAUGAGAUGAUCGUGGUGCUCCAGGUGCAAUUAAGUUAUUAGGUGAAGCUGAUACAUAUUCUUACAUCCUUUUCCAGGGAUUUCCACUAACAAUGUUUCAAGGAUCACCUUGUGCAGUGCUUAUCACUUGAUAAAUUCAGGUCCUAUGUGACUACAAAGGUCAUGGGAAGGUUGAUCUUUUGUGAGCAGGUAUCACAAGGAUGUUGAAUGGCUUUGGUAAAUCCAACUAACUCCAUGACAAUUGGUCUGUCUGUUACACAAAUAGAGAUCUUCUAGCUUUUGUUACUUACAGUUUCCUCGAUUGGCACCAUCUUGUCGCGAUGAAAGCUCUCGUUUCAGCAAGCCCGUAUAUGUUGAAGGUGUCGAAGAAGGUGAUGCCACUCUCAAAAGCAUGCUUGAUGAUGGACAUCCCAACCUCAGUCACUCACUGGUGCAUUGAAUAUCCCACUGAGACCCAUGAAUCCAAAUCCUAGCUUCGACACCUGCAUGAAAAUAAAUGAAGCAAAAAGAGAAGAUUGCCCAAGAGAUCAACAUUAACAUCAUGCAGGAAGCAUCUCCCUUCAGCUUAUCAGAGAAGGUGUGAUCUCUAGUCCUUGGGAACCCAACUUCACUCUGGGGGGUCUGAAUCUUGUCCUGCAACUCCAUUUUUAGUCACUGAAUGAUUCCUCAGCUACAGAUUGAUGAUGCCACACUAUAUAUAUUUAUAUAUAGGACAAAGGUACUGCUGAAUGUUUUAAAGACUGAAGUUUUAUGCUUCCUACAUCAUCUUUUGGCUGUCGGCAACCAAUACAUUUUCACUCAACAGGAAUAAGAGGCAGGCAAGAAAUGACUUGUAAGAGAGUUGUCUGACCUGUUCCAGCGAGCUCAUGGCCUCUGUAACCAUCCAUUAACGAGGCUGCCAUGGCCAUGAAUUCAAAGAUCACAUUGGAAGGACGGAAUUUUCUGGUGAUUGACUUCAACAAGCUGUAAUCUACCACAUGCAGCUCAAUCAAAUCACAAGUAGCACAAGUGUGUUGCUAACAAAAGUGCAUCAGUGCAGCAGACUGUAAGCAAUAUUGUCUUUGGAGGAUCUAGAAUUGCUGGUGAUCGACUUCAACAAGCUGUAAUCUACCACAUGCAGCUCAAUCAAAUCACAAGUAGCACAAGUGUGUUACUAACAAAAGUGCAUCAGUGCAGCGGACUGUAAGCAGUAUUGUAUUUGGAGGAUCCUAGAAUUUGUUGGUGCCUCUCAUAAUGUGUUCUUUGGCAUUGAGCAGACUGUAAGCAAUAUUGUCUUUGGAGGAUCCUAGAAUUGCUGGUGAUUGACUUCAACAAGCUGUAAUCUACCACAUGCAGCUCAAUCAAAUCACAAGUAGCACAAGUGUGUUACUAACAAAAGUGCAUCAGUGCAGCGGACUGUAAGCAAUAUUGUAUUUGGAGGAUCCUAGAAUUUGUUGGUGCCUCUCAUAACGUGUUCUUUGGCAUUGAGCAGACUGUAAGCAAUCUUGUCUUUGGAGAACACUAGAAUGUGUUGGUGCCUGUCAUGAGGUGUUUCUUGACAUUGUGAAUUCAUCAGUCUGGAGCAAUAAUUUGCAUAGAUUCAUCAGUAAAAUGAUACUUCUCUUGAAGAACUAUUAACAUAAUUACAUUUGAGAUUGCAAGUUAGGUUGAAAUAAUUAGGUAAGUUGUAUAUACAGUUUGUGUUGUAGAAACUAGAUUAUUGA
This is a messenger RNA of Musa acuminata AAA Group (dessert banana), 5484 nucleotides long. RefSeq names its product heat stress transcription factor A-2b-like. The record is from RefSeq and is a predicted model, not a curated record. Gene Ontology annotation, biological process: cellular response to heat; regulation of transcription by RNA polymerase II. Bases 924 to 2006 code for a protein of 360 amino acids. The transcript has 6 exons. Gene Ontology annotation, molecular function: DNA-binding transcription factor activity; RNA polymerase II cis-regulatory region sequence-specific DNA binding. NCBI's taxonomy places the organism in Eukaryota, Viridiplantae, Streptophyta, Magnoliopsida, Zingiberales, Musaceae. Gene Ontology annotation, cellular component: nucleus.